Molecule: messenger RNA, 4266 nt
Organism: Stegostoma tigrinum
Lineage: Eukaryota; Metazoa; Chordata; Chondrichthyes; Orectolobiformes; Stegostomatidae
Gene: setdb2
Product: SET domain bifurcated histone lysine methyltransferase 2
Exons: 21
Coding region: 1124-3622 (832 amino acids)
Biological process (GO): negative regulation of gene expression; heterochromatin organization
Cellular component (GO): nucleus
Molecular function (GO): DNA binding; zinc ion binding; protein binding
Source: RefSeq, a predicted model, not a curated record
AUGAUGAUGAUGAUGAUGAUGAUGGUGGGUGGUAGUGGUUUGGAUUUAGCCGGGAGUCGAUGAGACGGUAACUUUACCUGCGCCUUCGUUAAUAAACGGGCGGGAAGGCAGCGGAGGAUCGGAGCACUGACAUUUCCAUUUCGCUCUCCCCUUUCUUCGCGCUGAUGUUGCAGUCUUCUGGCUCUGUCUGCCGCCGCCCGUUAUUUGUCAGACGGUGCUGCUCGAUGUGAAAGUCCGGCGGGGAAGGCUGGAGAGUCAGCUGGCAGGACAGUCGGGGGCCGGCAGGAGGCUUAUGUUGAAAGGUUAUUGAUCUGAAACGUUGUCACCCCUCAACCUGACCGCGACUUCAUAAAUCAGCACAAACGCAGAUCUACGUGCAAAUAAUUCCUAUUACAACUUGUCAGGGGCAGCAGGCUGUCCCUAUCUUUCUCUAAUCAACCACCUCUCCUCUUCCCCCGAGCCCCGAAAUACUCGGGCUUGGUGAAAGCCUCCUAGCUUCCAUCCCUACAUCUCAAAGAAAAGCAGUUUUCCUCUGUGUCUAAGGAAUCUACAAGUUCCAAGAAUGCAAACUUCAGUGGCAGUUCAGAGCCCUAUAUUAAGAGAAAAGCAGUCAUUACCAUUGCAUUUGAGUUUCUGUUAAAACUGCCGUAAGAUGCUACCGGAUGCUGCAUCUCUGCUCCUGCAUGAAGGCUGAUAAUGGUAUAACCAGUGAAAAUGAAAUCCAUGAAGUUUGCAGCGUUUUUAAACACCGUCUUAGGACUUUGCCUGAGUGCUAACCGCCUGAAGUCUACCGUUACAGCUUCAGACUCUUACAGCAAAUGCACAGAUACAUUGAAACUAGAGAACAUGCCUAUACUCCACACAUCUCCAUGAUGGUAUAUCCUGCUCUGAGCUGUCCCCAAGCUGUAUUGGAUUAAUAUCAUUCACUUACAACUUUUUCCCCUUGAUCUGAUGAAACAGUUCUGGUGCAAAUGCUGAAGGUAUUCAAGACUCUACAUGGGCUGAAGAAAAUAAGCCAGAACCACAAAAGGAACAACAUACCUGUAGCCAAAAGACAUAUGCUCAGAGAUGCUCUAUUUGCAAUCGGACAGAAGCUGGCAUAAACUGUGAACUUAAGGGCUUCAUGACAACUUAUCAACGAAAUUGCACAAGUUCUGACAGCGUAAUGCUCGUUAAAAAUAUUGACAAAGGAACUGACAGGUUGCAUUGCAAAAGCCAUAGAAGCCAUGAAGAAGAUGGAAGAAACAAGAAAGCCCAUGAAUCACCCUCCGACGGCUGCUGUAGCAGCAGUAGUGAGGAAAGUGAGAGGCCUAAUUAUACAGCAGAAACCUUCAAACAGAAAAUCAGGAACAAAGUGAAAGAUGGUGGACGAUCCAGAAAAUGCCAGAAAUCUCCUCCUCAUUUAUCGGAUGUUGAUGGAACCAUACAGGAAUCCAAUGUUUCCAAAGCAUCUUUCCAGGAACAUGGCUAUUUCAACGAAGCUAAAUUAUUUUGGACUAAAGUACGUGCCACUGGAAGUGUGGAUCAUUUAUUUGAGGAACUCAGUGAUGUGCUAAACUGCCUGAAACAGAAAAUCACAGAUGGUACAGCAAAUGACCAAGAUUAUCUGAAAGCUUUGAUUUUAGUUCGGAAGGCCGGAAUCCAUGACUCUCCACUUUCAUUUGAUAAAUCAGAAAAUGAGGAACAACUUCAGCAUGACAGUGAAGAGGAGAUAUCAGAAAAGGUCAUGAUUUCCGAAGAAAUGGAAGCACAAUCUACACCAAGCAGUUCCCUGUUUAUGCAAACAUCUGUAAUUAAAAGUGUGCCUUCCUCAGCUGCCUCCCUACCCUCUACAGAUGGAUUCAUCCAGCCUAACACUCCCAAUCAGUUGACUUUCCAACAGCACCAGUGCAGUAGUUUGUGUAUCGCAAGAGUGACACCUCCGGCUCCUGACCAUUUCAAAGGGGAAAAUCCAUUGAGAAUUCCCAUACUUUGUCAGUUUCAAAGGCGACAUGGGAAAUUGCAUUGGGAUACUGAGGUCGUGGAUCCUCCUCAUGUCACUUACAAAGCUCCCUGUGGAAGAGGUUUACGGAAUUUCAAGGAGGUGCGUGAUUACAUUUUUGAAACCCAGUGUGACUUUCUGACAUUGGAUUUCUUUUCUUUCAACACUUACGUCCAGCUUUCACGGACAAUUUCUUGCAAGAACCCAGUUAUUUAUGAAAACGACAUAAGCCAUGGUAUAGAACCUGUGCCAAUCCCUCUGUAUAAUGCAAUUGACGUCUCCAAACCACGGUAUUUUAAAUAUAGAAAAACACGGUUGCCUCACGGAUAUCUGAUUAGCAGUUCAGCAGAGAUGUUUCAACACAAGUGCAACUGCACAGAUGGCUGCAAUGACAAAUCUAGGUGUGCCUGCCAACAACAGACAGCAAAUGUCAACAAAAGAUUUAAAGGGGCAACUGGGUAUGAAUAUAAACGACUUCUCCAAAAUGCACCUUCUGGAUUAUAUGAAUGUAACAGAUGGUGCAAAUGUAAUGAAAGAUUAUGUGAAAACAGAGUUGUACAGCAUGGCCUUAAAACCCGACUGCAGUUAUUUAAAGCUAAAAAGAAAGGCUGGGGAGUUCGUUGCAGAGAUGAUAUUGACAAAGGAACCUUUGUGUGUUGUUAUGCAGGGAGAGUACUAAACAUUGUAAAUGCAGUGGAGAACCAGAGAAAUGAUGAAAUGAUUAAUUAUGAUAUUGAUGUGGGACGUAGCAACAUAGUAAAGCCUUCCAGCAAGGCAGAGAAAAACGGAUCACAUUUGGAAUCAGAUGGUGAACUAAUGGAUGCAAUGGAAGACAGAAAGACCGAUAUGAAAAUAGAAGAAGCAACUCCUUUUCAUAGAACUUCAGCCUUAAGUCAAAAAGGCAGGGAGAAGCCUGAAUGUGAAAAGUCAUGUUUUCAUAGUUCUGAAAAGUCAACAAAUAAAAGGCCUAAAACAAAGACAGCCCUUCUGCAGGCUCAACGAAGGCGGCUUCUGGAGCAGGGGCAGAUUUCAAUUACAUACAGCAGUUCAGAGGAAGACAACAGUGAACUAUCAGGGCAGCGAUCCAAAAAAGUCCCAAGAACACUUGAGCCAUUUUCACUAAAGCGACACACUACUCUGUCAGAUAAUCGACUUAUUAACAGUGAUAAAGGAGACUCAGACAAUAGAAGCUGUGUCGCUUAUGGAAUAAACUAUUCUGUUUCUUUGGGUGAAAAUCCAGCAUCUAAGACAUCAGAUGAAUGGGAAAAUGAAACAAACAACCAGAAGGCAAAUGUACAAGACAAGUUGAUUCAGAAUAACCAUCACAAAGAACAGGCUUCAGAAUUACAGAGAAUAUGUAAUGUUAAUGAACAAGGGAAUUCCUGUUAUUUUUUGGAUGCUACAAAAGAAGGAAACGUAGGCCGAUUUAUUAAUCAUAGCUGUGAUCCAAACCUUAUGGUACAAAGUGUUUUUGUAGAUACACAUGACAAGAAUUUGCCAUGGGUUGCUUUUUUCACUAACAGGUAUAUCAAAGCAGGAUCGGAGUUGACAUGGGACUACAGAUACUCGACAGGAAGCAUGCCUGAAGAAGAAAUUCCAUGUCUUUGUGGAUCUGUCAAUUGCAGAGAAAGUAUAGUGUGAUACUUGUAUCAAGUUCCAAAAUUCGUUGUUGUAUGGUUGAAAAAUGCAGAUGUGAGUCUGUACCACUUAUCAGUAAAGAUAUUACUAUCCAUUGGGAACCAUAAUGACAAUAAAAGCUUAUACAUUAGGUCUAAAUUAAUAUGGUCCUCCAAUUCCCAUUAUUUGAGCUUCUAAAUUUGGGUUGGACUAAUACUUCUGAAAGCUAUAAGCUUUUUAUCUGGUACUGCAAUUAUUUCUUGCAAUAUAAAUACAAAAAUUGAUUACCAUGAAUUUAUGGGCAGCACACAGUCAGGUGAAAUUUUUGUGUGUACUUAGCCACAUACACCAGAAGAUCCCAGAUUUGCAGUAUGAUAUGAUCUUGAGUUUUAGGGCAUCACAAUUAAUCUCCCUCUCAAAAUCUGUAGAGGAAAGCAUGCAUGAUGCUUCCAGUUCCUGUCUUAAUUGAGAUUCAUGCUGGUAAAUGCAUGCACAUAAAGAUUGGUUGAGAAUUCCAUGAUUCGUUCCCCCUUCCCACUCCCAAGCUCUAGAAUUACAGACAAGUAACUUAGUGACAAUCUUCAAAAGGGUUCUUCAUAGACUCUGAGAUAACAAGGUGACGAGCUGCAUGAACACAGCAGGCCAAGCAGCAUCAGAGGAGCAGGAAG